This is a messenger RNA of Lodderomyces parapsilosis, 1554 nucleotides long. RefSeq lists its product as uncharacterized. The coding region runs from base 1 to 1554 and encodes 517 amino acids. Gene Ontology annotation, molecular function: guanyl-nucleotide exchange factor activity. The record is from RefSeq and is a predicted model, not a curated record. The transcript has a single exon. Gene Ontology annotation, cellular component: cytoplasm. Lineage: Eukaryota; Fungi; Ascomycota; Pichiomycetes; Serinales; Debaryomycetaceae. Gene Ontology annotation, biological process: regulation of GTPase activity.
AUGCAUCAGGUCCAAGGAGCACAAACUUUACCACUCUACCUCACCAAAGAGCAUAAAGAGUAUUUUACCAAAAACGAGUUGACUCUUGGGCCAGCACGAUUAUCAGCAAAACCACUCACUGAAAGACCACCAUUUAAUCCCUUCUCGUCAGACAACACAACCCCAGAAGCCAAUUUCAAAUUCUCUCCCGAAAUCAACGGAUCCAAGGAGGAUUUGGUCAGAAGGGUGGACGAAAUUAUCCAAACAGAAGCAACCUAUAUUUCCAACUGUAGCAACUUGGUAAUUAUGUAUUUGGGUCAUUUACAACACCUUCAAUUUGAACUCCCAGCUGCAGUGCACAUCACAAAAGAGUGCAUUUUGGCCCUUGUAACUAUUCAUCAGCAUUUGCUAGACGAGAUGAACAAUAUUAGAAGCAAAAAUCAGAGUAUAGUCGAUCAAUGCAACCAAAUAGCAAAGAGUAUAGCCAAAUCAGGGAUCUCUGUUUUUUGGUACAGUUUGUAUUGCACGCAUUAUGAUCGAUUGAUACCCAUUGAACCACUUGCUAAAUCGAAUUCAAAGAAUGUACCACUGAUGAAGUCGUUUCUUUUGGGAAUGAAAAACUUUUUAGAAAGUCAACAUGCGAAACAUAAAGACUUAUCAUUCAUGUCGUUGUGUCAGAGACCAGUUGAUAGAAUUGUCAAGUACAAGCUUUUCAUUAAGGGAAUGAUGAAUACAUUUAUUGAAUUGGGCAAGGACACUUUUAACUUGGAGAAAGCGUAUGAGCUGGUUUCGCAACAAUUGAGUAAAAUUGAUGACUCAAGAAUCUCAAUGAAUGCAAAUAGGCAAUUGAACAAUUUAGUCAACUUUGAAUCAUUGUGUGACGUCGAUGCCAAUUUUUUUGGAAAUCCAGUAUCUGUUGGGUUCGCUUCAGUGAUUUAUGUAAAGAAUUCCAAGCCUGAAAUGAAUCAUUCCCCUAUUGUUCUUUACAAGGCUCAUCUUGUUAUCCUAGAGUACAACCAAGUAAUUAACAGGCAUUCUAUGGGGAAAUACAAACCGAAAUUUAUCAUCCCUUUACUGAAUACGUCAAUGGUGAAAGAGUUUAGGUAUGGUUUGCACGUAAAUCUUUCCACCAACAUCAAAUUGCAGUUCAGGUCAUCUUCAAAUCAGUAUCAAGUAGUGUUGUGUUUUGUAUCACAAAAGGAGCAUGACUUUUGGAGCAUAAAGUUUGACUUAUUGAUCAAUGUGACCCAUCAAGGAUCUUGUGAAUAUAAGCUGGAUACUGACCAUUUAUUUUGCCAUACUCCCAAAAACUUGACCUCGUGUUGGAAAGAUGAAUACGAUGAUCCAGAAGAUACCCUCCAUUUUACUGCCUCACAAAUAUCUCUACAAGUGAAAAUUCGUUUCGAUUUGUAUCUCAAGAAUAGAAUUCAGGUAAAGCUUGGAGAGUUGGCAUCUGGCUCAAAACAUACAGUCACGCUAUGGUUCAUUGACGUGUACAAUAAUGAGCGUCAUUUCAAACAGAUUGCUAGUAAAGAGAUUCCUUUUUAUACUUGUAACAGAGCAACCCAAACAUAG